GGGGGUCUUUAACAUGUACCUCAGUUUUUAGUAAAAAUAGUAGAUAUUGAAAUAUUUGUAAUAUUUUUUUUAAAGUGAAGAAAUUUGUAGUAGUUUUGGAAGUUAAAAAGUUGUUUUUCAGUUAAUUUUUUCUAGAAAGAAGAAGAAAGGAAAUUGAAAUGGAUCAACUAAGGCCCGUAACCCGUCUUUAGUCAAGUUGGAAAAUCUGAAAAUACAAAUAUUCUCCCGGUGAACACUCUCCCACCCAACGUCUCCCCCCCAUCUCGCCCACUCUUCUCAUCGGCGACAUCUAAUCCCUCGUCAUUUUCACAGCGAAUCACACAAAGAGGAAGCAAAAAUGGUAACGUCUUCGGUUGUGAACACAUAUCCACUGUCCAGCUAUACCUUUGGUACUAAGGAACCUAAAAUGGAGAAGGACACCUCCGUUGCCGAUCGCCUUGCUCGUAUGAAAGUCAACUAUAUGAAGGAGGGCAUGAGGACUAGUGUCGAAGGAAUUCUCUUGGUACAAGAACACAAUCAUCCUCACAUCCUCCUUCUGCAAAUUGGGAACACAUUCUGCAAACUUCCAGGUGGACGCUUGAAACCAGGAGAGAACGAAAUCGAGGGUUUGAAAAGGAAACUCUCUAGUAAACUUGCAGCUAAUUCUCCUGGCCUUCAGCCAAAUUGGCAGAUAGGUGAGUGUGUGGCCAUCUGGUGGAGGCCAAAUUUUGAAACUAUAAUGUAUCCAUACUGCCCUCCACACAUAACAAAACCCAAGGAGUGUAAGAAGCUCUUCGUUGUUCAUCUAUCUGAAAGAGAGUACUUUGCUGUCCCAAAAAAUCUGAAGCUUCUCGCAGUGCCAUUGUUUGAACUUUAUGACAAUGUUCAGAGAUAUGGACCUGUGAUAUCCACGAUUCCUCAACAGCUUUCCAGAUUCCAGUUCAACAUGAUCCACCCAUAGAUUAGGAGGUUAUGGACAUUCAGGAGCUCCUCCUCGCAUACAAUCGUAAAAGACAAGAUUUUUACUUGAAUUCCUAUUUUGAGAAAUGAUAGCCUUAUUUUCUCUGUGAUUCUUUCUUUCCAGUAGGCACAUCUACCGACUUUCGUGGAUGUUUAUUUGUUUUCGACUGGCUUCUUUCUUAUAGACAUUAUAGGUGUAUUGUUGAAAGCUAUGAUUGCCUCUGUUGUAAUGUACAAUAUUUGCUCGUUGCUGUUUUAGAUGGAAUAGUGCUGCCACAUUUCAUUA
Molecule: messenger RNA, 1225 nt
Organism: Capsicum annuum
Lineage: Eukaryota; Viridiplantae; Streptophyta; Magnoliopsida; Solanales; Solanaceae
Product: pre-mRNA cleavage factor Im 25 kDa subunit 2
Exons: 7
Coding region: 338-940 (200 amino acids)
Cellular component (GO): mRNA cleavage factor complex
Molecular function (GO): mRNA binding
Source: RefSeq, a predicted model, not a curated record